Molecule: messenger RNA, 408 nt
Organism: Auanema sp. JU1783
Lineage: Eukaryota; Metazoa; Nematoda; Chromadorea; Rhabditida; Rhabditidae
Source: the annotation of a GenBank genome assembly
AUGUCGAGUAUGAAAAAUGAGGUGAUUGAAGAAAUAUGGAGAUGUGUUCAACAGGAGGAGAAGCUACCUAGAGAGCCUGAUGCAGACUUGAAACUUGUAAUGCGUGUUAUGGAUGUGCUUAGGAAGUGCUAUCAUUACCAGAGUGUAACUCCGAUAGAAAAAUCUACUCUGUCUGCAUCGUUACAAAAGCAACUGUACGAUGUAGUAUCCAAAACGGAGUUUGCGCCUAGAAGUGAUUUCGAUUGGAGCGUCGAUGUGAUAGCAGGAAAUAGCCAUGUUCAGAAGAGUAUGCAAAUAAUCACGAACAUAAAAUUGGGAGGAGAAAACUACGAGUUCGACUUAGAGCAAUUUGCCAAACUUCGGUACAACUUGGCCAAGACAGUUCUUUCAGUUCGGAAGUAUGAAUGA